CGCGUGGCGAGAGGAGCCAAUCGGAAGACGCGACCCUGAGCGGCGCGGCUGCUGGGGCGACGGUUGCGCUCGCCGUUUUCCCAACGGGUGGCCUCAGGAUCGGCGCCGCUUCCUGGGAUGGCCUCCAGCUAUAAGAAGGCGUCCCUGGGAGCAGCAACUCAGAGGAAGAAAGCAGCCCCCAAAACUGAACUCACUGAAGAGCAGAAGCAAGAGAUCCGGGAGGCCUUUGAUCUGUUUGAUACUGAUGGGACUGGCAACAUUGACGUAAAAGAGUUGAAGGUCGCCAUGAGAGCACUUGGGUUUGAGCCCAAGAAAGAUGAGAUCAAGAAAAUGAUCCUUGAUAUUGAUAAGGAAGGGACAGGGAAGAUUACCUACAGUGACUUCUUAGGAGUGAUGACCCAGAAGAUGGCUGAAAAAGAUUCAAAAGAAGAAAUUCUGAAAGCUUUUAAGCUGUUUGAUGAUGAUGAAACUGGCAAAAUCUCUUUCAAAAACCUUAAACGUGUGGCCAAAGAACUUGGGGAGAAUCUUACCGAUGAAGAGCUUCAGGAAAUGAUUGAUGAAGCUGAUCGGGACGGAGAUGGGGAAGUCAACGAGCAGGAGUUUUUGCGGAUCAUGAAGAAAACCAGUUUGUACUGAGAUGCUUGGCACACACUGUGUCUUGAUUUGUUGCCUCCCGUUGGCUGAGUUUGAUUUCCACGGGUUCCUCUUUGGAAGAGAUGAACAACAGCCCGGAUUUUACAAACUUUGUGAGCUCUUUUACGGUUCUCUUUUCUCUUUGUAAAUCCCAACGAUAUCUGCUCACUCCCAGCUCAUCUGCCAGUGUUGUAUACAGCAGGAAGCAUGAGGCCUACUGGCUGAAACCACAGUUUGAAGAAAGCUGUGUAUUUCUACAUAGGGUGCAUGUGAGAAUGGAAUUCCUAAUUUACAUACUGAGAAACAACAUUUCUCUUUUAAAAUAUUGUUGUAAGGAAGCUGUAAAUGGUUCCACUUCAGCUCCUGCAUUUGAUCCAUCGCUCUCUGUUCUUGUCAUCUAUGAAAGUGUCCUGCUUCUGGUUACAAGUAUUCAGAUGUAGUGCCUGCAUUAUCUAAACGUUGAUGUAAAGAUACUGUGCACUUACUAGCUUUUACUCCCCACACCUAAAAAAAGCACUGAAUGUAAAAUGGAUGUAUCUUUAAUACCAGAACUGAUUGGAAGGAUCUUGUAAUAGUUUUUCUAAACAUGGCUUGUGUUGUUAGCUGCGAAAAAGUAAAGCUGAUAUCAAACUUGAUGGCAAAA
This is a messenger RNA of Python bivittatus (Burmese python), 1276 nucleotides long. NCBI's taxonomy places the organism in Eukaryota, Metazoa, Chordata, Lepidosauria, Squamata, Pythonidae. The record is from RefSeq and is a predicted model, not a curated record.